Molecule: messenger RNA, 1168 nt
Organism: Populus nigra (black poplar)
Lineage: Eukaryota; Viridiplantae; Streptophyta; Magnoliopsida; Malpighiales; Salicaceae
Product: peroxidase 3-like
Exons: 4
Coding region: 100-1083 (327 amino acids)
Biological process (GO): hydrogen peroxide catabolic process; response to oxidative stress
Cellular component (GO): plasmodesma; plant-type cell wall
Molecular function (GO): heme binding; peroxidase activity
Source: RefSeq, a predicted model, not a curated record
AACUUUAAAAUGUACUAUAGAUCUUGAAGUGGCAUAAACUCCCAUAACCAAGGUUGUGCUAAGUGGCUUCCACAGUGAAGUAGGAAUUUUCCCUAGAAAAUGAGGGGGUUUCGUUAUUUUGGGAUGAUGUUCUUUUGUCUUUUGGUAUUUAUGGGAUCAACUGAAGCUCAAUUGCAGAUGGGUUUUUAUUCUAGUAGCUGCCCAAAUGCUGAGAGGAUUGUGCAAGACUAUGUUAACAGGCAUAUCCAUAAUGCUCCAUCACUGGCAGCAGCUAUCAUAAGAAUGCAUUUCCAUGAUUGCUUUGUUAGGGGCUGUGAUGCAUCUGUGCUUUUGAACACAACUUCAAGCAAUAACCAAACUGAAAAGGUGGCAACUCCAAAUUUGACACUGAGAGGCUUUGAUUUCAUUGACAAAGUUAAGAGCCUAUUAGAAGCAGCCUGCCCUGCUGUAGUCUCCUGUGCUGACAUUGUUGCUUUGGUUGCAAGGGAUGCUGUUGUAGCCACUGGUGGUCCAUUCUGGAGAGUUCCAACGGGACGAAGAGACGGGACAAUUUCAAGAUCCUCUGAGGCCUUGAACAAUAUCCCGCCUCCAACAAGCAACUUCACCAAUCUACAGACACUUUUUGCUAACCAAGGACUGGACUUGAAAGACUUGGUCUUGCUAUCAGGUGCUCACACAAUUGGGAUAUCACAUUGUUCAUCAUUUUCAAACCGCCUUUACAAUUUCACUGGAGUAGGUGAUCAGGACCCAGCUCUAGAUAGCGAAUACGCUGCCAAUCUCAAGGCAAGGAAGUGCAGAAGUCUUAAUGACAAUACCACUAUAGUAGAAAUGGACCCUGGAAGUUUCAGGACAUUUGAUCUUAGCUACUACAGUCUUUUACUCAAAAGACGGGGUUUGUUCCAAUCUGAUUCUGCCUUAACCACAAACUCCGCUACAUUGUCUUUCGUCAACCAGCUACUCCAAGGUCCACUUCAGAAUUUCUUUGCGGAAUUCGCAAAUUCCAUGGAGAAAAUGGGCAGAAUCAAUGUUAAGACCGGCACAACUGGAGAAAUUAGAAAGCACUGUGCAGUUGUGAAUAGCUAAGAAUCUUCUGUUAAUCGGUUCCUAUGUGUGCAUGUGCGUUUCAUUUCUACUCAAAUAAUGCCAAUAAGACUUUAUUUCUUUUGAA